Gadus morhua (Atlantic cod) is the source of this 1006-nucleotide messenger RNA. RefSeq lists its product as uncharacterized. The transcript is spliced from 4 exons. Gene Ontology annotation, biological process: immune response. Gene Ontology annotation, molecular function: chemokine activity. Gene Ontology annotation, cellular component: extracellular region. NCBI's taxonomy places the organism in Eukaryota, Metazoa, Chordata, Actinopteri, Gadiformes, Gadidae. Bases 124 to 612 code for a protein of 162 amino acids. The record is from RefSeq and is a predicted model, not a curated record.
UGGGAGAGGGCAGUCCAGUUGUUUAACUGUAGAAGAGCAUUCACACCAGAUCUUAUCUGCCGUCCUCCUGUCUAUUUCUUGAUUAGACUUCUCGUUAGCAGCAACCAAUCAGAACCAGUGAAGAUGACGACCUGUGGCACCGUGACGAAGAGCCUGCUAAUGCUGGCUGUGGUGGUCGCUCUGACCGGACAAGGAUCUGCAGUUGAGAAGUUCUCUGAAUGCUGCACCAGGGUGAGCAGACAGGAGAUCACUGAAACCAUCGUGGACUACAUGGUGCAACAGAGAAACAACAAUCACUGCGUCAAUGCCAUCAUUUUCCAAACAGAGAGCGGUAGUUUCUACUGCAGCAAAUUUGAUGAGCCCUGGGUGAUGAGGAAGGUCAGGCAGCUUAGGAGGACAAAAAGAGCAGCAUUGGCCUCCACCCCCUCCCUCCUGAAGCUCAUCACCUCCACCGCCACCCCUCCCUCGACUGCCCCUCCCACCCACAGCUCCUCUCCCCCGUCACCUUCCUCCCCCACCUCCCUCCUGAAGCUCAUCACCUCCAGCUCCGCUCCUCCACCAUUGGAGAGAACCACCGGAACCACGCCCUCAACGCAUUAUACCGUCCAAUAGAAAUGCUUCUUAUGCAGCGCCGGCCAAUGAGCUUCAAGAUGGCUGACCAGAUACUUAUAGAGAGGAAAACAAUGAACUGCUAGAGUUGUUUUCAGUUAAGCUAGAGUAGUCCAGAUAUACAAGCAUUCAACCUGAAAGAGGUUAUUUAUUAAAUUAUGAUAAUAUUUUUCGACAUUUAAAUGUAUUUAAAAAAAUAGAUAAUAUUCUAUAGUCAUAUUUAUUCAUGAAUUGUAUUUAUCAAUGUUUGCACAUUUUGUGACGAUGUUGUAUGGCUGGUUUUCGGUAAGGAUUUGUCACUGGAUCUUAUCACUGGAUUUGUUAAAGGUUCUAGCCAUUUAUUAAUUAGCUAUUUAUUAGUGUGUUUGAAUCUAAAUAAAAUAUGUCCUAUUCUGUA